Molecule: messenger RNA, 3174 nt
Organism: Dictyostelium discoideum AX4
Lineage: Eukaryota; Evosea; Eumycetozoa; Dictyosteliales; Dictyosteliaceae
Product: RasGTPase-activating protein
Exons: 2
Coding region: 1-3174 (1057 amino acids)
Source: RefSeq, a predicted model, not a curated record
AUGAUUGAAUUAUCAACUACAUCACCAGCAUAUAAUGCUAUGGUUUCAUAUGAAAAUCAAACCUCAAAAGCAAGUUCAAAUACAAUCAUAGUUUAUAAACCAAUAUCAGAUCAUAUUGUAUUGGAUGGUAUGGUUUUAACAGAAGAUGAAAUUCAACAACGUCAAAGAGAAAAAACAGAAACAUUAAUGUAUUCAACAAAAGAUGCUGUAACAAUUGAUUCAAUAUUUAAACAUAUUGUAAAUAAUCAAAUUAAUAUAAUUCAUGAAUUUUAUAAAUUUAUUGAAAAAGAUCAAUAUGAAUCAAUGUCAAAAUUAAUUAUUACAUUUUCAAUUGGAUGUAAUAAUGCAUUAAGAAUAUUAAGAUAUUUUAUAUAUACAGAUAUUAAAGAGGAUGUUAAUAAUAUUAAUAGAAAUUAUUCAUUUUCAUCAUUGUUAAUAUCAAAUUAUUUGGAGAAAACAUGUCAACAAUAUAUAAAGGAUGUAUUGAGACAAUUUGUAUUACAAUUAGUUCAAGAUAAAGCAAUAAAUUUUAAAUAUGAUUUAGAGAAUUCAGAGAAUGUGGUGAUUCAUAAUGAAUUUAGUAAUUUAAUAGUGUGGAGUAAUCGAUUGAGUGAGAUCAUCACUAGUCAAGAAUCAUUGGAUAAAAUGCCAAUGUCGAUUAAAGUGAUUGCAAUGUUUUUCCAUGAAAUAUGGCCACAAGAUGAUCAAGGUGGUCAAGGUGUUUCCAAUUUCUUGAUUAAUAAAUUAUUUGUACCAGCAUUGAUUUCACCACAACUCUAUGACUUGAUACCACCGCAAAUUCAUUUAAAUAGUAGAUCAACAUCCAAUUUAUCAAUACUUGCAAGAUACUUGUCAACUUGUAUUACAACUUAUUCAUCUGAUGAAUAUCAAGAAGUAUUCGAUUGUAAUCAAUCAUUGUUACAAUGUAAACAAAAAAUAAAACAAACUUUUAAAGAGAGUCAAUAUUUUAAAUCUGUAUUAUCAGCUAGGUUCUCUACACAAUCUUAUCAAUAUACCAAUGAAGCUCCAAUGAGCCAAUUACAUUUCCUUCAUCGUAUACUUUGUAAUGAGAAAUCAACAAUACGUCAAAUGUAUCAAUCUAUGGAAGCAGCAUCUGAAUUUGAAAAGUUGAUGGAUUUAUUAGCAGAUUAUAACUAUCGUGUAUCCUAUCAAUUGUUAACAACACCAUCAGAGAUUAAAUCUGUUAAAUCUUAUAUGGAUUCAAAGAAUGAGGAAAUCUCAUACAUUGGUUAUAUUCAAAAGAAUGGAAAGAAAGGUUUUGUAAAGAGAAUAUUGGUAGUUGGUAUCUAUAGAAUUGUAACAUUUAAAAUGAAUGGUAAAUUGGCAAGAGACGGCCAUAUAUUGGAUUUACAAGAGAUUGUAUCACAAAAUAAUCAACAAUAUGAAUUGAUUUUCAAGGGUCAUCGUAUUCAUGCAACCACUGAGGAAUGUGAUCAUACCAUCACAUGUAUUCGUCGUAUCUAUGAGUAUUGUCUUUACAAUUGGCCAUAUGCUUUGAAAAUGAAAUUAAAGAUUCAACCAUCAUCUCGUUUGGAGGCAAUGUCACCACCUGACCAUACGCCAACCUCGGCAAUGGUGGGUGCAUACAAAUGCCUUUGCUCCUACUAUUCCAUACCAAUUAAACAAACCAUAGCUUGGUAUAUCGAACAUGCAUUUAAAGAUCCAAAAUAUAAAGUAUUCAAUUUGAAAGUUUUCACUAAACAUACACGUGACCUACCAACCAAUCAAGAAUUGAUACCAUUAAUUCAUUCAUUACGUUACGAUUGGUUCUUUGAAGAAUUCAUCAUUAAAGAAUAUAAAUUGGAUAAUAAAGAUUUAUUAAAUGAAAUUGGCUCAAUGUUAUCAUCAAAUUCAACAAUCAAUAAAUUAAUUCUCUCAAAUUUAUCAUUACCAAAGGAAUUUAUGAUGACAUUAUUCGAUACGAUUCAGUCACAGAAAUCUUUGAAAUUGACUUUAUUAGAUAUUAGUAAUAAUCAAUUGGAUGAUAAAUCAUUAAAUUCUUUCUUUUCAUAUCUUCAAUAUGGUAAUACCAAUGGUUUGAUUCAUUUGAAUUGUCAAUCUAUUGGAAUUAAAGAAUCACAUAUUAAACCAUUCAUAGAUUCACUUAGAAGAGGUAAUUUAAAUUCUUUAACAAGUUUAAAUAUUUCAAAUAAUAAAAUCAAUGACCAAGCUAUGGAAUUAUCGAAAUGGUUAACUAAUGAAGGUAAAUCUUUGAAAAAUUUAGAUUUAUCUGAAACUUUAUUAAAAAUUAAAUUCUUUCAAUUUAAUGAUCAAUCAUCUUGUUUAGAGAAUUUAAAUUUAAAUAGAAAUUUAUUUCGUUCAAAAGAGGAUACACAAUCACUUUCAAACUGUUUAUCAAAUUUACCAAAUUUAUUAACCCUAUCAUUAAAUAAAACAAUGAUACCAUCAGAUUCAAUUAAAGAGAUUUUAUCAUUUUUGUGUGGUGCUAAUAAUAAUAAUAAUAAUAAAAAUGAAUUAUUUUCAAAUUUAAUAAUAUCAGAAAAUUCAAUUCAAAGACCAUUGAUUACAAAUAUGAUCUCAAUGAAUGCUUUUAAUUUAAUUAAGGAAAUCGAUUUUUCUGAUAAUGAUUUAACCGAUGGUGGUAUUAAAGAACUUUGUCGUUCAUUAUAUGGUAAUCAAAUAAUUACAAGUUUAAAUAUAAAUGGUUGUUUUAGAGGUAGUGCCGGUGCUCAAAGAAGUAAGGCAAUCUCUGCUUUGUCAUCUUUCAUUAAUUCAAGUUCAUCAUUGGAAACAUUGUUAAUGAGAGGUGGUCAAAAAUCAAAUCAACAAUUACAACGUUGUAUUGUACCUUUGUUAUUAUCAUUGGCUGCAAAUUUAAAUACUCGUUUAAAGAAAUUGGAUAUCUCAAAUCAUCAAUUCUCAAAUUUCGGUGCUAAUGCUCUAAGUAAAGCUAUCAUUUUAAAUAAAUCAAUCUCUACUCUAAUUUUAGAUAAUAAUUCAAUUGGUACAAUUGGUUAUGCAAAUUUAAAGAAUUCAUUAAAACAAAAUUAUACUAUCAAAGAAUUACCAAUUCCAUUAUUUGAUUUAACUGAAACUUUAAAAUAUGGUGGUACAUCUUUAAUUGAACAAAAGAAAUUACGUUCUUUAUUAUUUAAAAUUGAAUUAUAUUUAUCAAGAAAUCAAUCAUUAUAA